Phacochoerus africanus (Common warthog) is the source of this 1752-nucleotide messenger RNA. Its product is annotated as rho GTPase-activating protein 20-like. The record is from RefSeq and is a predicted model, not a curated record. Gene Ontology annotation, molecular function: GTPase activator activity. Lineage: Eukaryota; Metazoa; Chordata; Mammalia; Artiodactyla; Suidae. Gene Ontology annotation, biological process: regulation of Rho protein signal transduction; signal transduction. The transcript is spliced from 14 exons.
AUGGCCAGUGGCCUUGACUACUGCAGGAUCCACAAGCUUCAGGGAUUUGUUCACAGUACUCUGCCAAGUGCUGUAGACAUACUCGGUUUUCAGUGCCAAGAACUGGAGAAAAAAAGGAGAAGCGCUUCUAUUGAGGUGAACAUCCACAGUGAAAGUACUACGUCACCUGAGGGAGCCAAUCAUACCCUGCUGAUCGACAGCUUCUUAGAACUCAAAAGAGGCUGCAGGAGGGAGAAACGGCACCUCUUCUUAUUCAAUGAUUCAUUGCUUACGUCUAAUACCAAGUAUUAAAAGGACUUUACAAUAAAAAACAGAAUACCACUGAGCACCAUGUGGACUGCCAACAAUACAAACAAAGUUGGGGAAGACAACACUGGUGCCAAGAAGUCCUUUGCCCUGGGCUGGCCUAAGGUGAACUUUGUGGCCACCUUCAGUUCUUCAGAACUAAAGGGAAAGUGGAACUCUUUCCUUCAAAGGUACAUUAAUCCAGCCAAAGAGAAGGACCAUCCCAAAAACAUUCCGCUCAAAAUCUUCACUGAGGACAUCAAGAACUGUGCUUGUUCUGUAACUAUAACAGUAACAAAUUCAAACACAGUGAAUGAUGUUAUCAACAUGUCACUCCUAAAGCUAGGAAUAACUGGCUCCGAGAAAAAUUACCAGCUAUGGGUCAGUUCUGGCAAGAAAGAGGCCUCAUACCCACUCAUUGGACAUGAACAUCCCUACAGAAUUAAAAUGAACCAUCUUCCAGCUAGCGUGCUCAUGCCACAGGGACCAGAGGACUCCACCUCUCCUUCAGCCUUCCAAGAGGGCUUUCUCCUGGAGCAGGGGUCCCCAGAGAAUCAAGGCCAGUUUAUUCUGAAGCCCAGGAACCAGCAGGAGAGAGAUUCAGACCAGAAAACAAUUAAGAGGAAUCUUGUCAAAAACUGGGCCUUUUGGCGGAGGUCCAGCACUCGCCAGGAUAAGCAAUGCCCAGCUCCACCACCUGCAAAGCCAAGAGAGCUCUUUGGAGUUUCCCUCUCUGAUAUCUGUGAUGAUGACAACCUGCCCACCCCAAUUCUGGAUAUACUUUCCUUUAUCAAUCAAAAAGGGCCACUCACAGAAGGCAUCUUCAGAAAAUCAGCCAGUAUAAAAGCAUGCAGAGCCCUAAAGGAGAAACUAAACUCUGGAGACAAAGUGAACUUGGAUGAUGAAUCUGUUCUUGUGGUAGCAUCUGUCUUAAAGGAUUUUCUUCGAAAUAUCCAAGGAAGUAUAUUCUCAGCCAGUCUCUAUGAUAAAUGGCUUGGUGUUAUUGAUCAAGGAAAUGAGGAGGAGAAAAUAACUGCGACCAAGAGGCUUUUAGACCAGCUGCCAAGAGCCAAUGUUGUUCUCUUACGAUACCUUUUUGGAGUGUUAAGCAACAUUGAGCAACAUUCCUCAUCCAAUCAGAUGACGGCUUAUAAUUUAUCAGUGUGUAUAGCCCCAAGUAUUUUUUGUCCACCUAAUUCCAGCAUCUCAGAAAACAACUUCACAAACAAGAUUUCUUUUGUACAAUUUCUCAUUGAAAACUGCCUCAAGAUAUUUGGCGAAGAUAUCACUUCCCUCUUGGGAGAGAGCUCAAUGAGCUGUGAUAACAGUGAUAUCACUGACAGCAGUGAGAACCCUGCAGUGACAGCAAAACCACCUCCUGAACCCAAGCCAGUGACACAACUGCAGAAUGAUGCCAAGCCUCCACCUAGCAUGGGGCCACCCAGCUACAUAUCUACAGCUGGCUAA